Molecule: messenger RNA, 1126 nt
Organism: Panicum virgatum (switchgrass)
Lineage: Eukaryota; Viridiplantae; Streptophyta; Magnoliopsida; Poales; Poaceae
Product: predicted GPI-anchored protein 58
Exons: 1
Coding region: 120-737 (205 amino acids)
Source: RefSeq, a predicted model, not a curated record
UUCCGCCUGGCUUCCUUCUCCCCUCCCUCGUUUCACCUCCUCCCUCCUCCCUCGCGCCCAACGCCUGCGCCGGCGGCCCGUGCUCCCCCACGACGGCCGGAAUUACGCGCGCCGGACGGAUGAGCUCCACGGCCGCGGGGGACGUCCUCCCGGCGCUGCCGCCGAUCAGGACCGCGGCGUCGCAGGCGCCGGCACAGCCCGCCUGCUCUUCGGCGGCCUCGUCGUCCACGGUGCCGGCGCCGGACGCCGAGUCGGUCGCCUUUCCCGCGCCGCGGCUGGUGGGGGCGGCGGGGGACCAAGACCAGGCGCUGGAGCCCUCGACGCCGACGUCGGAGGCGACCAGGCUGCCGGCGCCGGGCGCGGAGGCGGCGCCCUCGCCCGCGGCGGGAGGCCAGGAUCAGGCGGCGGCGGAGCCCACGACGCCGACGCCGGAGGGGAGCAGGCCGCGGGCGCCGGGCGCGGACUCGGCGGCCUCGCCAGCGUCGGGAGGACAGGAUCAGGCGGCGGCGGAGCCCACGACGCCGACGUCGGAGGGGAGCAGGCUGCGGGCGCCGGCCGAGUGCCCGCCGGCGCCGCGGAAGCCCUCGUGGGCGCCGCCGGCUACGCCGCCCGCCGCCAUGCGCAAGUUCCCGUCGUCCGCGGCGCCGUCGGCGCGCCGGGCCUUCUUCCCCGUCGCGCGCGACCUCACCACCGUGUUCCGGGCCCUGCCGCCCAAGAAGCGUAUCCGGGCGGGGUGACGCCCGGCCGGCUGCCAUGCCGGGGGACCGGCGAUCCGCUCCGCCGCAGCUCAAUUGGGUCGCCAAUUACGGGCUCGACGGUGCCGCGGUCGUCGGAUGGUACCCGUGGGUCCUUGGAGUUCUUGCACGCCGUGGCUGGCUUUUCUCCUCGCCCUCUUCUUCUUCUGUUCUUGGUUUGCACGGCCAUGGCAUGGUACAAAGCUCUCGUACAAAUAAUGCUUUGGUUUAUUAUUUUUUCCUCUGUUUUUUUCUUAUGGGGGUUGUGUGGAGUAGAAACUGUAGAGUUGGGAUAUUUAUAGGGAUCAUGAAUGGGAAAGUGGAGAGUUUGUAAGAGAAUUCCCAGAUAUCUGUUCAUUAUUUAUCAAAAUAUAGCUCAAACCUUAUCAAAA